ACGUGGUACGGUGGCAAAAUUGCCGCGGUCCCUUUCGUCGGUGGGCCCCCCCCCCCCCACACACGUGGCGCGGGUUGGACUCGAGUCGCCGGGCCUCGCCAUGUUCCGCAGGAAACUCGCGGCGCUCGAGUACCACGAGCCGGCCAGCUUCAACCACAACGAUGAAACCGAGUAUAGAAAUUUCAUCCUGUGGCUGGAAGAUCAAAAGAUCCGACACUACAAGAUCGAAGACCGAGGCAAUCUGAGAAACAUCCACAGCACUGAGUGGCCAGGCUAUUUUGAAAAAUACUUGGCUGACGUGUGCUGCCCGUUCAUUGCAAAGGAGAGGGCCGAGGUGACGGACUGGCUCCUUGGACUCGGGGUGCGGCUGGAAUAUGGAGACAAUGUUGAGAAGUACAACAAGAUUUCGGCAGACAGUCUAAAGUCAUCCGGAGGAAAUUCCAAACCUUCAGACCACCUCACCAAUCUCGAUGUGAGCAACCCCGACGUGAAGGCGGGGGUGUCUGCGCUGGCCAACCUGCUCCAGAUUCCCCGACAUGACGACUACCUUGUCAUGCUCAAGGCCGUUCACAUCCUGGUGCAGCAGCGUCUCUCCACGGAAGCCAUCGCCAAGGCGAACGAGAGCAAAGCGGGCAUCCCGAUCGCUCUGGAUCAAAACAUUCUUGGCUUCGACACCGGAGAUGCCACCGUGAACGAGGCGGCGCGCAUCCUGCGGCUGCUGCACAUCGAAGAGCUCCGAGAGCUGCAGACCAAGAUCAACGAGGCCAUCGUGGCCGUGCAGGCCAUCACAGCCGACCCUAAAACUGACCAGCGGCUCGGCAAAGUUGGGCGCUAAUCCUGCUGCGUUCUCGCGGCACACUGAACGUGCGCCGGUACCGGGACUUUUCCUGGGCCGUUCCCGUGCUGUGGUUGUUCCCACGAUUGUAUGAUUGGCUGCCGUAAAGUAACUGUUUUGGGGGGGGGGGGGGGGGGUGCCCUGUUGCUAUCGAGUAAAAUAUUUCCGAUUCGUUUCUGAAAUCCUGUUUGACCGUUCCCGACGUGUGAGUGCAGCCACCGUGCGCUUGAAGUUUCCCAAGCUGCUCUUCGUUGGCUAAUAUGGCACUGCAUAUCUGCAGCGCCAGACCUACAUAACUGCAGCACCGGCUCCCAUAAUGCACCACGUUAUGUGACUUGCAUGUGUAGUGCCGUGUUCCCUACCUCGUGUUAAAGGGUACAGCAGUCGUAAGUGGCAAGGCAUUGCCUAAGCAUUGCUCCUAAAAGUUGAGUGACCAUCACUUUCAGUUUUUUUUUUCCAUGAGCAAAGAUUUGAACCUGUGGUAAAGUCUUCAAACAUCAUGGGUAUGCAGCUCCAAAACGAGGACUGCGUCCUUAGCUCAGCAUUGUCUACCAUACAUAAAUUAGAUGUUGGUUUCACGUAAUACACUGCAUCUCAAGGCUGUACGAGAUCAAUAUGACAUACACAUGCUGUAGAUGGUGAAGAGAGUCAUAGGCAGAGGGGAAGAGGGACGUCUCAAGCCUGGAUUUGAGCCAGGGAGUUAACAACACAUUGCUUGGGGAGGAAGUUCCAUAUAGGGGUAGCAGUGGAGAAGGAGCAACUUCCCACUGAUGAGGAUUUCGUAUGGACAAUGAAGAGCACUUUUUAAGUAAUUUGCCAAUUUAGUUGCUUUAUUACAAUUGAUACAUUCAAAUAUAUUAAACUUUCCCAUAAACCAAAGGCGAGGAUGGGAAGGGAGGAGAUGAGGCCUCGUGGGUUUGUGGGGACACAAUUGAGUCCAGCACGGUUUAGUCCCAGCCCGGUCGCGGUUCCAGCUCGCGUUUAACUCAGCCGUGAUGUGUGCAGCGAUACUUUAGCAGGUGGAACGGCUGCGUAAACACAAACACGCAACGGUGCACUUGCUUCAUCUAAAGGUUGUCCAGAUGAAUUGUAACAUUGGGUGUAUGUCUUCUUGGUUCUUUUGGUAAAGUCACGUAGAAGGGAAAUAAUAAAAUAAUAAAAAUUAAACAAUACAAUUCUAACGACGUUUCGGCCACAACGCGAGCAGCCGUCCUCAGGUGAAGAACAGGGCUGUCGGAAAGACAGCCCUCAUCAGGUGCGUUUUAUUAUUUUAUUAUUUCCCUUCUACGAGACUUUACCGAAAGAACCAAGAAGAUGAAUCCCUGCAGUCACGAAAGCUUUAAAUCGAAAAAAAAAAAUCGGUUUAUGCUUUCAAAAAACCAUACGAGUGAUGUAAAAAAAACUUAGAAUAAGUCCCACGUAAUGUUUCUUUUCUAGUUAAAGUCUAUUGAAGUUCAAAUGCAUACAAGCACCAAUUCAACACAAGACAAGUUCCCAUCUUAACGUAUACAGGAGUGAGCUGUGCAAAAAUGAGAUGCUGUGUUUGCACAGUUUGCGUCUAAGAAUACUGCUGUAUAAAGAUUAAAUAAGGAAUAAAAACUACUGGAGCAUUAA
This is a messenger RNA of Lethenteron reissneri (Far Eastern brook lamprey), 2449 nucleotides long. It is a transcript of the gene RTRAF, whose product is annotated as RNA transcription, translation and transport factor. Lineage: Eukaryota; Metazoa; Chordata; Hyperoartia; Petromyzontiformes; Petromyzontidae. The record is from RefSeq and is a predicted model, not a curated record.